This is a messenger RNA of Electrophorus electricus (electric eel), 3050 nucleotides long. It is a transcript of the gene cpt2, whose product is annotated as carnitine palmitoyltransferase 2. Gene Ontology annotation, molecular function: carnitine O-palmitoyltransferase activity. Lineage: Eukaryota; Metazoa; Chordata; Actinopteri; Gymnotiformes; Gymnotidae. Gene Ontology annotation, biological process: fatty acid beta-oxidation. Gene Ontology annotation, cellular component: mitochondrion. The record is from RefSeq and is a predicted model, not a curated record.
CGUCUUGACUGUGACUUGCGGAAGUGAAUGUUCAAGACACUGGUCUACAGUUGGUGGUUGAUUUUAGUUAGUUAACGGUUAGCUAGAUAAAUUAAUAAUAAUUUAUUUAUAAUUUGCUGUUUUGAUUACGUGUGGAGAAAAGAAACGUCGAUGUAGUGAACUUAUUACUAUAGACUUCAUGUAGUCUGUGUGGGAGGUGUCCAUACUUCUAAUACAAUAAAAGUUAACUUUGUGUUUUAAUCAAAUUACCUUCGUUGAGCUGUCAAAACUGUUAAUGAAUAGCUAAUUUAUUUAGCCAACGGGAGCUUAGAAAACAACUAGAGCAAACUAUGGCAUAUUUCCUCUCAACACACUUAAAUUCAACGCUGUGGAAGCUAAAACCUUUGGCAUUGAAAACCACUUCAGCAGGAGCACUGCUAAUUGCAAAUCAGCGCAAAUACAGCAGUAAAGAUGAUGCAGGAUCCGAAUACUUGCAUAGAAGUGUUGUUCCAACUAUGCACUACCAAAAGAGUCUGCCGCGAUUACCAGUACCAAAACUGGAGGAUACAAUACGGAGGUAUCUCGCAGCUCAAAGACCACUGUUAAAUGAUGAACACUACAGUAAUACAGAGAAAGUGGCACAUGAUUUCCAGAAUGGAAUUGGCAAGCAGUUGCAUGAGGAGCUUGUGGCACAGGACAAGAGGAAUAAGCACACCAGUUAUAUUUCAGCACCAUGGUUUGACAUGUACCUAUGUGCCCGUGAAUCUGUGGUCUUGAACUUUAAUCCCUUCAUGUCCUUCAAUCCUGACCCCAAACCGGAGUACAAUGACCAACUCAUUCGGGCCACUAACAUGGUGUGCUCUGCGGUGCGGUUUAUGAAGACCCUGCGUGAUGGUCUCCUUGAACCAGAGGUGUUCCACUUAAACCCUGCUAAGAGCAACACUGAUUCCUUCAAAAGGUUCAUCCGAUGGGUGCCCUCUUCUAUCUCAUGGUUUGGAGCCUACAUGGUGAAUGCGUAUCCCUUGGACAUGUCUCAGUACUUCCGUCUGUUCAAUUCCACACGCAUCCCCAAACCAAAACGUGAUGAGCUCUUCACGGGCCAGAAAGGCAAUCACCUACUCGUCAUGAAAAAAGGCAAUAUGUAUGUAUUCGAUGUGGUGGACAGGGAUGGUAAUCUGGUGAAGCCAUCUGAGAUCCUUUCACACCUCAAAUACAUUCUAUCAGAUUCUGCUCCGGCUCCUGCAUUUCCCGUGGGGGUCCUGACAAGUGAGAACAGAGAUGUUUGGGCAGGGCUGAGGGAGAAGCUUAUAGAAGCAGGGAACAGAGAGGCUCUAGGGCUAGUGGACAAUGCUCUCUUUUGUCUUUGUCUUGAUGAGGAGGAGAUGCGUGACCACAUACACAUCUCCCAUCACAUGCUUCAUGGGGAUGGAUGCAAUCGCUGGUACGAUAAGUCGUUCAGUAUGAUCCUAACUAAGGAUGGGCAGGCAGCCAUUAAUUUUGAGCACUCUUGGGGUGACGGUGUAGCUGUCCUACGUUUCCAGAAUGAAGUCUAUAAAGACAGCACAGCGAAGCCGCUAGUUGGGCCAAAAACCCAGCCUGCUACUAUAGACUCUGCUUCUGCAGUCCAGAGGCUGGAGUUCAAUUUGAAUCCUGAACUGGAGAGUGGAAUAGUGAAGGCCAAAGACAACUUCCACGCUGCUGUCUCCAAGCUCACUAUCAACGCUAUGGAGUUCAGAAAAGGAGGAAAAGAGCAGCUAAAGAAGAAGAAGCUCAGCCCUGAUGCCAUUGCCCAGCUGGCCUUCCAGAUGGGCUUCCUACGUCAGUAUGGGAAGACCGUGGCUACGUACGAAUCCUGUAGUACUGCAGCCUUCAGGCAUGGUCGUACUGAGACCAUCCGUCCCGCCAGCAUUCACACACAGCGCUGCGCACAAGCCUUCGUUCAGCAGCCUGGCCAGCACAGUGUGGAACAGCUCCAGGGCCUGCUGGACGCCUGUUCCAAAUACCAUAGCCAGCUCACCAAAGAAGCAGCCAUGGGACAAGGAUUUGACAGACAUCUCUUUGCCUUGCGCUACCUGGCGAACACUAAAGGAAUGGCAGUGCCAAGUCUGUAUCAGGACCCAGCAUAUGCAGCUAUAAACCACAACAUCCUGUCCACCAGCACCCUCACUAGCCCUGCCAUCAACCUGGGUGGCUUUGCACCUGUAGUGUCGGAUGGUUUUGGAGUGGGAUAUGGCAUCCAUGACAACUGGAUUGGGUGCAAUGUAUCUAGCUACCCAAGCAGAAAUGUCCAUGAAUUCCUUCAGUGUGUCCAAAAGUCCCUGGAGGACAUUUUUACAGUUAUUGAUGGAAAGCCAAUUAAGUCUAGUUCAGUUUAAUUCAGGGAAAAGGAAAGGUCACUGCACAUUGAAGGGUAUUUAAGAUUUUAUUGCAAGACCUAACUUUAGAACAUGUCUAGCACUUACUAUUAAACAGUAUAAAUCCUGUUGAUCACUUAGAAGUGAUACCAUGACAUAGACCGUUACUGUGAACUAGAGAUUACCAAUUACGUACUGUGUAUUUCACUCUUAACCUUCGAAAAUAAUUUGCAAUUAAAUAAGUGUUGAGUGUUUUUUUGGGGGGUGGGGGGUGCUCACAAACACAGCCUAGGAAAUUGUUUUUAUAUAAAAUUUAUUUAUCUAAUAUCUUUUCUCUUAUUUUCUCCAAGGGCAUGUUAGAGUGACUACCUUUGAAGAUGUGCUUAACAGAGACUAGAACUAUUGAUUUGUUGGAAUUCUUUUUUGUGUAAAGUGUGUAAGAAUUUAUGGGGGGAAAAAGUACAUCAGAACCUGACAGUGUGUUGGUAAAGAUCGGGUUUUCUAUCUAUGAAGGCACAUUAGUGUCAUUAGUGAAAUAUUAGACACAUUUGGAAAAAUAUUCAGCUCAGUCAGAACUUGAACACUGCUGUGAAGCUUGUACAUAAAAUAGUUAAAAGCCAGAGUUUUAUACUUUUAACAACUCAGGAAACUGAGUUGAUACUAUGAUUAAUUGUCUUUAGCUUUGUGUGUAAAUAUACUGAAGCACAGAAAUAUUCA